UGCAAUUUAAAGUUCCACUUCAAUGUAUUGAGUUAUCCCUCAAAAGUCAUUCAGAUAGUAUGCUAGAUAACAUCUACAUCAAAAUGAACAUAUUUUAGUGUGAUUUAAUUGUAUUACGCACCCAAAAAUCGCAUCCCGCUCGGCGUGAACGCACCAUUAAUUUGCCCGCUGCCCGGCUUACCAUAAACGACUCAUUUAUAUCCCACGUUACGUAAAGGCAACAACAACGCGCGGAAAAAGCGAACAUGACAGAAGUGGUGUCUGACGAGGAGCGGCAGGCUGUGAAUCCUCCACCCAAACGCAGACGCAUCCUUGACCCUUCAGCCAUCAUCUCUGUCCCUGUUUACUCGAACCAGGUAAGCAAAGGUUUGCAUCUGAAGCCAACACAAGCCAUGUUCACUGAAAAGGAAACCCCAGACAACAGGGCAGACGACAGUUUGUGGUUUGUAAUUUCCUCUAAAGAAAGGACAAACACCAUCAGCAUCUGCAGCGACUCCGAGGAGGACGAAACAGAAGUGCUGCCGGAGAAAACAGCUCCAGCCAUUGUUUGCUGCCCGUCUCCUCCAACGAGUCCGCAGCCGUUUCAGUCCAGACACACCAAGAAAAUGAUCAACAAGGUCGACAGAAAGCUGCGGGCAGCCAAAACCUUCCAUGAACCUGAGGACAAAAGACGGCAUUACAUCGAGGAUGACGAUGACGAUGUCACCUGCACACACUCUAGUUCUGGCCCUCUGAAUUCUCCGUACAGCUUGUCGUUGCGGGAGAUCCCGCUCAAGAUCCGCUGCAUGACAGACGUACACAAGAUCCCCGUGCUGUUGUCGACGCCUUUAAAUGAGGUGCUAGGUCGGCUGUCCGUCAUCCUAAAUGUCCCUCUCACUCGCCUCAUGCUACUGAAACAGGACGAGACGCUCCCAGAAAACGCCACCAUCGGCGAACUCGGCCUCAGCAUCGCUGACAUCAUUGAGUGUGUGGUGAUGUCAGCGGAAGACAGCAGUGCCACAGGCAGCAGCAGCAGCAGCAGCAGCAGCAGCAGCAGCAGCAUCACUCUGAGGCUGCAGAGCAAAGACAGAGACUCCUCUCAGGAGUUCUCUCUGCAAAGAGAUGCUCCACUGGGCUCCAUCUUCUCCCAGUACCUAUCCAAGAUGCCCGCCCUCUCCAAGACGAAGGUGCGCUUCCACUUUGACGGCAGCAAAGUGAUGGGCAGGCAGACGCCAGCACAGCUUGACAUGGAGGACGGUGACUUCAUCGAAGUUUGGACCUAGAUGAAUACAUUCGCAAUAACUAUAGCAUGCUGCAGUGCAGUGACCCUGCAAUUAGUUUUACGUUUAAUUUGAGCACUUCCUGUUCAUCUCGUUCAACUUUUUUUAAUGUGAUUUUGAUAACAAGCACAAAAUCCGUUCUGUACCAGGGAGAUGCUAAUGUCAGGGUCGGUCUACAAAGAUAAUUCUACCCUGCACCAAUAUGUUAUAAUUUGUAUUCAAUGUAAAGCCACUGGUUUGGAAGUUCAGUUAUAGUACGUUAUCUGUAAAAGUCACUUUAUUUGUAGAUGUUAUAUAAGUUAUAUGUAAAAAAUGUUUGGGAAACUGAUGUUCAUAAAUAAGCCCCAAUGUUGUUCUGAUAA
Eleginops maclovinus (Patagonian blennie) is the source of this 1621-nucleotide messenger RNA. It is a transcript of the gene nfatc2ip, whose product is annotated as nuclear factor of activated T cells 2 interacting protein. The transcript has 9 exons. Bases 246 to 1262 code for a protein of 338 amino acids. Lineage: Eukaryota; Metazoa; Chordata; Actinopteri; Perciformes; Eleginopidae. Gene Ontology annotation, biological process: positive regulation of transcription by RNA polymerase II; cytokine production. The record is from RefSeq and is a predicted model, not a curated record.